Molecule: messenger RNA, 834 nt
Organism: Phalaenopsis equestris
Lineage: Eukaryota; Viridiplantae; Streptophyta; Magnoliopsida; Asparagales; Orchidaceae
Exons: 2
Coding region: 1-834 (277 amino acids)
Source: RefSeq, a predicted model, not a curated record
AUGGGGAAUAUCAUUAAUGAUAAUUGGUUUGUAGGUGGAGAUUUCAACAUGAUUAUGAAAUCUAUGGAGAGGAAAGGUGGUGGCAAAGUUGAGCAAUCUUUAAUAAACAGGUUUACUUGUUUUAUUGCUAAUGUUGGCCUUUAUGACUUGGGUUAUUCAGACUCCCCGUACACUUGGAGGAGAGGGUUUCUUUAUAUGCGUUUGGAUCGGUUUUUGGCUAAUUCUUCUUUUAUCAAUCACUUUCAUAUUAUUAAAGUGCAGCACUUGAGCCCUGUUACAUCUGAUCAUAAUCCUUUACUGCUUACUCUGGCUUUCACUGUUUUUGGGAAUGUUCACACUAAAGUCAAGGAGGCUCAACAUUAUGUUGAUACUUUGGAGGCACAACUUGAAACUAACCCUCAGUUGCUGGAUAAUGUUGUACAAGCUCAUAUUGCUCUUUUAGAUGCUAUUACCGUUGAGGAAAACUUGGUUAAGCAAAAGGCUAAUGAUUCAUCUUUUGUUGUAGGGGACAGAAAUACAAAGUAUUUUCAUGCCACUCUCAAACAUAGAAGAAACAUAAAUAACAUUUUAAAAAUCAGAAAAGGAGAUGGGAGCAUCUUAACUAAUGCUGGAGAGAUUGGUGACAGUGCUGUCACUUAUUUUUCUGAGCUAUUUCAAUCAUCUACACAAACAAUGUCUGUUAAUUCUUCUUAUUUUGUUGAUGAGUAUGAUUAUAUUAAAGAUUUAUCUUUGUCUUAUCCUCCAGAUGAACAUGAAAUUCUGAAUGCUUUUAAAUCUAUUUGCCCAAAUAAAGCCCUAGGCCCUGUUGGAUUAUCAUCUGCUUUCUAUAUUUAA